Clunio marinus is the source of this 885-nucleotide messenger RNA. The record is from the annotation of a GenBank genome assembly. Lineage: Eukaryota; Metazoa; Arthropoda; Insecta; Diptera; Chironomidae.
UUUGAACCUUUUUUCCUUCAUAAAUUCUGAGACGAUCAUUUCGAGUUGCGCUAUCGAAUUGAAAGCAGUGACGAUGAAGUUUCAAAUAAUUUUUCUUGUUCUUGCAGCGUUUGCCUUGUCAACAGAAGCAAUCAGAAAUGGAAUAAUCUGGCAAGACGCUCCUUAUAUGGCUCGUAUCUUGUAUGGCACUGUAGCAGGCGGUGGUCAAGGAGGUGGAGCAAUCAUCUCUCAUCGCCACAUCCUCGUAUCAGGUUUUGUUGCCGAUCCGGCAUUCACUAUAUUUAAUGUUUGGGUUGGAGGAUCAACAAGAACAACUCAAAGACAGGUUGCAGUGCAAUCACGUGUUCGACAUCCCAACUACCUAGGAAAUCCAAGAACGAACGACAUUGGAAUUGCUACACUUACCGCUGAUCUGGUUUUCGAUAGAUUUGUUCGCCCAAUCGCAUUACCACCACUUAAUGUUUUAUUCUUACCAUACGAUAAUGAACAAGGAACAGCUUUAGGCUUUGGUGGAGUUCCUGGUGUUGCCAAUUCAGCAGAACAUCUUCAAGCUGCAUUCAUGAGAGCCGUGACACCUGCAAGGUGCAAUUCACGCUUCCCAUUCCAUUCAUUGCUUCAACAAUUCUGUGCUGAAGACACACGAUUAAGGUCAGAAGUUUGUAGUGAUGAUCUUGCUGGUCCAUUUGUCGUUUUACGUCGAGGUGAAGAAGUUUUGGUUGGCAUUAUUUCUAUUGAUUUCUGCAUUGCUGCUCAACCAUCAGCACCAGCACUCUUCACUAGAGUGUCCGCAUACAGAACAUGGAUUAAUGAACAAACACAGAUUUAAUUGUAAAAUUUGAGAAUGUUGCUUAAUUUUUUUUAUAUGAAUAAAAUUCAUCGAUUUUA